Aplysia californica (California sea hare) is the source of this 778-nucleotide messenger RNA. RefSeq names its product E3 ubiquitin-protein ligase RNF38. The record is from RefSeq and is a predicted model, not a curated record. Lineage: Eukaryota; Metazoa; Mollusca; Gastropoda; Aplysiida; Aplysiidae.
UUGCUGCAUUGUAUUUUAUUUCUUCUUUUGCCAUUCCCCCAUCCCGCAAUGCUGAAUGCAAAACCGACCAGUCGAGUUCAGCGCGCAGCUCUCUCAAUCCAAGCAGGCGAGAUAGCCCGUUAGGCCCACGACGCAGUGUGGUUGCUGGUAUUCUUCGCACAGGCUGGUGGGUUUGCGGGCCAACGUAUAGAGGCCUAGUGUUCGCUUUUAGCGGAAGGCCUUAUAUUCAGGACACCCUCUCAGUCAUCUGCACUAGUUUCAGUUGACUAGAACAGUGUCUGUGCUCAACUUCAUGUGUGUUGGAUAUGAAGUAAAACGUGUGAGAAUAUAAAUGUGAAGGAUAUUGUUCAUGAUUCAGUUCAUAAGGAUUAUUCUGUGCUUUCUUCCGAGAGUCCCCGGUCUCUCUUACCAACUUGAACCACUGUCCAAGACUUGUCUUCAGAACUAUAUAAGGUAUCUUUGGAGGCUGAGUGGAUUAUGCCAGUAGAGUCGUCUCAAGACGUGCCGUUUGUGCAGUAUCAUCAUCGUCACCCAAGCCAUCACCAUCAUUUUCUGCCAUGCUUCGCCGAGGAUCUUGACCUGGUGACAAGUCCCGAUGACCUGUGUCUGUCCAGUACUGCAGCAGCGGCGGCCUUGACCCUUGACAGCAACGAGAACCUCAUCAGCACCCACAGCCCACCUUUGAUUAACCUCAGCCCGAACUUAAGCCCGUCUUCAGAGUCUCGGGUCUCCCCAUUUUAUGACUUCAGAGAGACGACACGUAGAAGGAGUGCUCAAG